Molecule: messenger RNA, 2145 nt
Organism: Phyllotreta striolata
Lineage: Eukaryota; Metazoa; Arthropoda; Insecta; Coleoptera; Chrysomelidae
Source: the annotation of a GenBank genome assembly
UCCCAGCAACCUGUCAAGGUCCUUUCACCUGUUUUGUUUGUAGUUACGGGUCAUAGUUACCUGUGUUUGCAGUCUUCACCUGCCGUUUGAUCAAAGAAUAUUCUCGAAAACUGCGCUCUUAACACCUUAAUUUCACGAAAAUGUUAGUGAACUCUACGUUUAAAAAGAUACACGAAUAGAAACAAAAUUGGACCAAUUCGACAAUGAAGCAGGACAAAUACUCCUAUCUAAAACCGUUCCAGGACGAUGCAGAUCAGAAUCCUACCUCAGAAAAUUUCAUACGAUUAGGCGACGCCUACAUGCAGGUCCUCGAACCGGACGACGCUCUAAAAGCCUACGAAAGAGCCUUGGAAACCGAUCCCAAGAACCUUCUACUGAUCCAUCUGAUGGGCAAGGCUCUAAUAAAAACCCACUACUUCAAUCGAGCCGUAACGUUCUACAAAAAUUCCAUCAAAGAAAACGACGACGUCGAAUUGAAGAUCCAACUGUCCGAGUUGUAUAUGAACUUGAAGGAGUACCAAAAAGCCGAGUUGCUCCUGCUGGACGAGCUCCAGGAGAACGCUUUCGGCGAAGACGACGACUUGGCGUACCUGCGGAAGAAACUGCGACUGCAGAGCCUUUUGGCGCAAAUACAGGAGAGGAGCGGGAAUUUGAUAUACGCCAUGAAGAGCCUAAAAGACGCCAUGAAAACGCAAGAUAGAAUUAGAAAACGUUUAGCGGUGGAAUUCGACGACGUAGAAGAGGAGAAGAACAUCGUAUUGGACGAGCUUUCGGUGAAGCUGGGCGAAAUGGCUUUGAUGACCAACAAAACCGACCAAGCGAUUAAUUUCUACAAAGAAGGGUUGGAUAUGAUGCCGAAUAACAUCAACGUACUAGUCGCCUUGGCUAAAGCCUACAUGCAAGUGAAUAACCUCGAUUUAUGCCAGCAAACCUGCGCUCAAAUUCUCAAACAAAACUCCACCAACGAAACCGCUUCUCUACUACUAGCAGAAAUAGCUUUGAGGAAAGUAGAUUUCGACAUGGCGGGUUUCCAUUUCAUCCAAUUAGUUACCAAACAACCCACCAAUUGGCAAGCUCUAGCUCGAUUGAUAGACAUUUUCAGACGCAUGGGUAUCAUAGAAGAUUCAGUGCAGUACCUCGAUAACGCCAGUAAAUGUUGCGAUUCUAAAGACACUAAAUUCCUCUACUGCACCGCCUUGUACCAAAUGUACUCAGGCGAUCUAAACGGAGCCCUGAGGAACUUCAACAACGCCAAACCCGAUUCGAAGUUCGGUUUAAACGCCAUUUAUCACAUGAUCGACAUUUGCUUGAAUCCAGAAGAAGAAAUGUUCGCGCAAUUCAUGGAAGGUGACGACACCGAAUACAAAGAUUCCAGAACAAUGGCCAUUAAAACUGCCGAAAGAUUACUACGCGAGCUAAAAAUCAGAUUGGGUUCAAAUGCUGAAGACGUGCUAAAAUACAGACUGUUAGAUAACUUCAGGUUGCUUUCUACAAGGGAAAAAUUCAACAUCGAACGAGCGCUGGACGAUUUCUCCACCAUCGGUACCCAAAGCGGUUCAAAAGACAACAUCGGGACCAUACUAGGCGUCGCUACCGCUUACACUCUACUAAACCAAGGCAAACGCGCUAAAACCCAAUUGAAGCGCAUCUCCACGUCUCCAUGGUCCAUCGAAAAUUCCGAGUACCUGGAAAGAUCCUGGCUACUCCUGGCCGAUUACUACAUACAAGCGUCCAAGUACGAACCGGCUGCGCAGCUGAUCAAGAAGAUCCUCCAGCACAACAAGUCCUGCGCCAAGGCGCACGAGUACUCCGGCUUCGUGUCCGAGAAGGAGCAGAAGCACCAGGAGGCCGCCCUCCACUACGAGGAAGCCUGGAAGCUGGGCAGGAAGACCAACCCGGCCAUCGGCUACAAGCUGGCCUCGUGUCUGAUGAAGUGCAAGAAGUACCCCAAGGCCAUCGUCACCGCCCAGGAAGUGCUCAAAAUCAACCCGGAGUACGAUAAAAUCCGGAAGGACAUUCUGGAGAAGAGCUUGAACAAUUUGAGAAUUUGAUUGUGAUGUGUAAUAGAUGAUUUUAUAGAUGAAGUUGUUAGUUUUGAUGAUCAAUGUGGUGAAAAUCCAUUUCUGAAAUUAAAAAUUUUUGGUC